This is a messenger RNA of Pieris brassicae (large cabbage white), 3108 nucleotides long. RefSeq lists its product as uncharacterized. NCBI's taxonomy places the organism in Eukaryota, Metazoa, Arthropoda, Insecta, Lepidoptera, Pieridae. The record is from RefSeq and is a predicted model, not a curated record. Gene Ontology annotation, molecular function: zinc ion binding; N-acetylmuramoyl-L-alanine amidase activity. Gene Ontology annotation, biological process: peptidoglycan catabolic process. The transcript has 5 exons. The coding region runs from base 188 to 886 and encodes 232 amino acids.
UAAGCUUCGUUUGCUGUGGCAGUUUCUUAUCUGCAAAAUAUUAAAUAAUACAUGAGUAAGACGUGAGUGGAAGAAUGUGAAAAAAAAAAUAAACAGACAACCACUAAAACAGAGUUCCAAUUGAUAAAGUUUGUGAAUUUUCACCGUGCAUCGUGUCGCAAAUCAUUCACCGCCAAAAGAAGCCGCGAUGCAAUCCUUAAUAUCCCCAGUUGAUCAUGAAACCAGAAGGAGUUCAUUCCAACGCGUAGAAGAAGACGGGGUAGAUGAGGAUACUCCACUUAUAAAUAGAUUCCCAACUUCACAUCACAGUGAGAGAUAUUUAUCUACCGUCAUCACUGUGGGAUUCCUGCUUGGGAUUCUAUUAGCUGGAUUUAUUAUUGGAGUCUAUUUACUUGUCCUCCAAAGUAAUGCAGAUAAUAUAUUGCCGCCCAUAGAGGAACCGAUUCCACUUCUCAGUCAAGGUCUCGAAGCGUAUCCGCCUUUUGAAGCACAAAAUGUGGUCAUCCUGCAAACUGAUACAAGACAGUGUGUCAACCGCACUGAUUGUAUAGAUUUACUGACGAAUGACUCUCAAGUGGCAAACCAAACCCUUCUAUACAAUUACUUUGUGUCGACUACUGGUCUGGUGUUUGAAGCACUUGGAUGGCAGAAAUCAACUUUGUAUACCGAGCUUUCGCCUCUAGUGGUGGCGUUUAUAGGUAACUUUGAAGUGGUGGCCCCAUCUAAGUUUCAAAUCGCUGCAGCAAAAAGCGUAAUCACAAAUGGAGUGGAUAAACACCGUUUGAGCGAAACAUUUAUUAUUAUCGGGAAAACAAUUAAGUAUCCCCCAAAGAAAUUGUUCGAAACUCUGUCGAAACUACCACAAUGGCGGAUGAAUUAUAAUUAAAUUAAUAAAAAACCUGAUUCCCUACUUAGGAAAGUCAAUUCAAAUGUCAUUGUUAUGGCCAAUCUCAAAAGUUUAUACGGCGUCAUAUUUAUUCACUUGGCUAGGACAAAACGCGAUGAAAGAUUCCUUUUCGUUGCUAUGGUAACGAUGUUUAUAUAAAAUAACAUAACAUUUAGUUAACCUAGUGAAGGAAAACAUCGUGAGGAAACCGGCUUGCCUUACACCCAAAAAGUUGGCAGUGUGUCAGGCACGGGAAUAUACAGAAAUCUGAGGCCUAGACCUAAAAAGGUUGUAGCGCCGAGGUUUUUUAUAUUUAAUAUCUUUGAUUUAAACAAUGUAUUCGUCAUUUUGAGUAUUGUGUUAACGAAUUGUUCUUAACUAUUAUAGAAUUUGUUGUCACUUUCUCAUUGGUAACAUACUGAUAAAGACAAAACAUUCCAGAUACUUGAAGGUAAUGAAAUGAAGAAUUUGGUAUAUAAAUUAUUGAGAUUUGCUAUAUAUCUUUGUAUGUGAUAUUAUGUUAAAUGUUAUAUGACUGUUCGAAGUUUAUAAGGUGGGCUGAAAAGUUCGUAGGCUAACAUAGAUGGCGCUACUAGUUUUCAAUUAAUAUGAUGAUUUUUUGUUAGCCCUAACGUUCAAAAACAUUAUUCGUAAUCAGCGCCAGGAGAAGUUCAAAAACGUCAACAAAAUAAUUUUGGAUAACCUAAAACUGACGUAUGAUAGACCUAAAGAUAUCAAAGGCACGUGUUGGAAGUGCGUAAAGCUUUUUUAAAGUGACUCACAAUCGAUCAAAAUACAAGGAAUUGAUGAUUCUAAGCAGUGUUUGAAGUUGUUCGAUCGUAAUAAAUCCUAGCUGGAAAAAAUGUUGCGCACAAAAUGAUACCUAUUUUGAGGCUAAAGAAAAAUUGUACUAUAAAAAUGGUAUCGAAAUUUUUUAUGACCGCUAUAAUCAUUUUUCAAUCUCUUAUAUGAAUCAAAUUCUAUCAAAAAAAAAGUUAUCUCACGAACUUUUCAGCCCACCUGUUAGACUUCUGUCUUUUUACACUUAUAAGAAAACUAGAAUAUAAUAAAUAUAUACCUAAUAGUAAGAAAAUUAUAAGUAAAAAUUGUCUUGAAUUGUAAUUCUUCUUUGACCACCGAAUAUUAUUACUACUCACCUGUCUCUUUUCAACGCAGUAUAAAUACAAUGCGAUUGAAAGAGACGAAAGAGUAGAUUACCGUUACAUGAUACGUUAGCACUUCCGAAGGACUCGGCGCUUUGCAUAAUAUGUUGUGAUAUUAAUUGUUGCGAAUUCUAUUAAUGUUUCUUUUAUUUUAUGAGUUUUAAAUGAAUUAUCGAAUAUAAUUGUGAUAUUUUCUUAUGUUAAUCCGUGAUUAAUAAAUGCUUAAGUAAUUUAAUUACGCGGCUGUAACUUUGUUGCAUGGAAUAUUCUAUUUCGCAUAUUAUUUUUAUAUGUGCCAAAUAUUUUAUUUUAUUGAUGUUAUAAUAAUCAUAAGGCAUAAUCUCGUUAUAAUAAAUUAAUCAUAUAUUACUUAAUAAACAUAUUUAAGUGUUUUAGAAGUAUAUCACUAAUAUUAAGACCACAGAAUAGAUGAAUAUUGGAGGCUGUAUUUUGGGUCUUUUCAGAGCAGUUAACCUAGGCUUUAGCAUACGAUUCUCGUCCCUGAGGUCGUAGGUUCCGAGCGGUUGUGCGUGAUCGACUUUAAUUCAAUUCAUUCUGAGACCAACGACAAGGAUGAUACCGACAUUUUGACAAUGGCAACAUCAAAUUAUUGUUUAUUAAUAUAUUUGUCUAUUCUGUGUUAAAAGUAAAAACAAUUCGUGUAUUUUCUCGCUCUGGCAAUAAUAGUUGAAAGAAAAUUACAUGAAUAAAUAAGUCUUAGAUUAUAAAAACCUCUAUUCAUAAAAAAAAUAUUGUAGGAAGUACUCUUUUGUCUCUUUCAUUCUUUGACAUUAGUUCUAAGAGUGGCAAUACACUAAUUUCUAUGAAUAAAGGAAAAUAAUAUUUAAUUGAAUGUGUAGUAAAAUAAUUGUAAUGAAAAUCAAUGUCUAUUAAAACUGAUAUCGUAUUCACGUAUACGAAUGCGCUCGUAUACGCUAAGGCCUAUCCACUUGCAGUAAGCACUAUAUAAGAUUAAUGUUGUGUCAAUUGGUGUCUAUUACGUCCGAUUCUGCAUUUUUGAAAUUAUAAUGUAGUAAUGUAUUUAUGGAAAAUAAAUGA